AUGGACCAGUCCAACAAAUCAUCCGUGAGAUUCGGCCAAUCCAGCAGAUCAUUCGCCAAAUCCAACCUGCCCGAGGUUGCGAACUACCCCCCUCGAGAUGGUCAAGCCGGUCCACGUUACGUUCAACAAGUACGUCAAGGUCAGCAAGGCCAGCGACGUCAAGUUAGACGUGUUUCACAUCAACAGGUUCGCAACCGUGAGAUUCAACGUGAAAUACGUCACGUUCAGGGCAACACUCGUCAAGUUCACCGUGAGGGUCGUCAGAAUCAUCGUCCGAUUCACGUCUACAAUACCCAGCCGACCUACCUCCACGAAAACCAACAACCGUACCAUCAAGUGGUCUACCGGGCCAUCGACCCACCGUCCACUCACCAACGUGCCGCCAGAACGCUGGAGUCGCUGCUGAACCGCAAGAAGCAGGCUACGUCACAUCCGCUAAACCAGUCAUCUGGAGACGAAAACGAGCCUCCAACUGGUCCUUCUGGUACUCAUAGCGCUACUUUUGCUGGUACUACUUCUUUCAAUGGUGCUGGUCUAAGUGGUACCACUUUGGCCCCGUUUUCGGCUUCUACUGGUGGCUCGCUUCAACGCAGUGCCAUUAGCACAGCACCAUUCUCGGCUUCAACUGGUGCUAUCAAUUCUACUACUUCAGCUGGUACUGUUGAUUCCCAGUCGACUUCAUUCGCAGCUUCAAAUGGAGCUAUUGGAACACUGCUGAACUCAAGUGGACCAAAUGGUUCACACGCGUACCAAAACGGUACAACCGUUUUGAAUGGAGCCCCAGGCACUGCCGUCCACAUGACCAAAAUCAGGAUCACACGUGGAGCCAAUGGUGCCAACCAGACCCAGUACCUCGUCCGCCGUUGCCCAGCGCUUGCUGCUCGGGCGCCAGUGGCCAGACCCGUCUUGUCAUCGCUUCCUGGUAAAUACAACAGCCCCUGA
Molecule: messenger RNA, 942 nt
Organism: Bursaphelenchus okinawaensis
Lineage: Eukaryota; Metazoa; Nematoda; Chromadorea; Rhabditida; Aphelenchoididae
Source: the annotation of a GenBank genome assembly